AUGACAGACGACUUCGUGAAGCGAACCGUGAAGUCCCGAGAGAAGUCCUACAUCAAGGGAGCUGUGAAAUACUGCGAGCGCAAGGGCAACGAGCACCUGUGCAAGAGUCUUGACAAGUACAACAAGAAGAUCACCAAAUAUUACGUUGAGUAUGAAGAAGAUGAUGAGAGUGCUGAUGAAGUGGAAGAGCGUGAGCGACAUGAGGAAACCAAGGGCACUGAUGACAAGGUCAAGUUCAAGAGGCUGGGCAAACAGGCCAAGGUCGACGCCCUGCCAGAGGGAUCCGGCGAAAGCGAGGGCGAUGACGGCGACUUUGACAAGCUGAAGAAGUUUGGGGACUCGCUCCUCACUCGAUGCACCAAGAUCUCCGACCUCAUCGCUCAGAUUCAAGUUGAAGUGGAAGGGUGCAUCGAGGGCUUGGAGGGAGCCAUUCAAAUCCUGGAGUCCGAGUUCGAGUCGGUCGAAGCCGUCAAGGCUGAUGUGGUGGAUUUGCAGGACGAGGAAAUCUCCGAAAGCCGGGGCAAAGAGCCAAUUGCUUAA
Molecule: messenger RNA, 540 nt
Organism: Effrenium voratum
Lineage: Eukaryota; Dinophyceae; Suessiales; Symbiodiniaceae
Source: the annotation of a GenBank genome assembly